ACAGAACAAUAAUACAAUUUCCGGUCGAACUUCGAAAUUUGCUACAAACUGGUGGAGUAACUGAGUUGUAUUUUUAACUAUGGCAGACGGACAAGAAAUUAAUUUAAUGGACUAUCUUUGUUCAACUAGAAAAGUUUAUAAAAACUCAGGCUUUAAUCCCAUUGUUGAGUAUGUGUGGAAGAAUUCGCAGCGAGAACCUGAUAUUUUGCGUCGAUUAUACGAGAAAACAUUAUCAAUGAGCAGCGAGAUUGAAAUGAUUGCUGAUCCAUUAGAAUGCCAACUUCUGCAUCUAAUGCUUCAUUUGAUGAAUGCAAAGAAAGCCAUUGAAAUAGGCGUUUAUACUGGCUACAAUCUGCUAAAUGUUGCUCUCGCGCUGCCUAAAGAUGGCAAAAUAAUUGCUUGUGACGUUUCUUCUGAUGAUAUGGAAAUUGGAAGACCUUUCUUGGAAGAGGCUGGAGUCAUGGAUAAAGUUGAUUUACGAAUUCAACCAGCUAUCAAAACUUUAGACGAAUUACUCGAGGCGGGAGAAGCUGGGACAUUUGAUUUUAUUUUCAUUGAUGCAGACAAAGUAAACUAUAUGAAUUAUUAUGAGAGAGGAUUAAAGCUGCUCAAAUCUGGUGGCCUGAUUGCUGUUGAUAAUGCUUUGUGGUCAGGUAGAGUAACGAAAGAUGAAAAAGAUGAAAAAACAAAAGUCAUUCACAAGCUGAAUCAAUUCAUUCACAAAGACGAAAGAGUUCUUUGCAGCUUGUUGCCUCUUGGUGAUGGCGUCUAUUUUGCUGUUAAAAUUUAACGGUUCAACCGUUUUUUAAAUCAAACGUAUCACGUCAGUUGUGCAAUUAAUUGUUGUUUUUACAAGUUCUUUGGACAAUUAAUUGCUCUUUGUUCAAGUUGUUUGUACAAUUAAUUUAUAAUUGCUUGAUUGUUUGUUUUUUGAGUAUUAUUAAUGCAAAUGUUGUUAUAAUGUUCAAUGUAAAUCAUGAUGAUUUCAUACCAAAAUAUAACCAUUGUAUUUGUUCUGAUUUAA
Molecule: messenger RNA, 1024 nt
Organism: Xenia sp. Carnegie-2017
Lineage: Eukaryota; Metazoa; Cnidaria; Anthozoa; Malacalcyonacea; Xeniidae
Product: catechol O-methyltransferase domain-containing protein 1-like
Exons: 6
Coding region: 80-790 (236 amino acids)
Molecular function (GO): S-adenosylmethionine-dependent methyltransferase activity; O-methyltransferase activity
Source: RefSeq, a predicted model, not a curated record